AUGACUGUAACAACUGCACCAUCAUACAAAUAUUACGAAUCACAAAGAUUAUCGAUAAUCACAGCCCCUUUCUCAGGAGGCCAAAGCAGAUCCGGAGUAGAAAAGGGUCCCAAAUACAUGUUAAAUCAUGGUCUUCAAAACUCCCUCACCAAACUAGGUUGGUCCACAGUUAUCACAGAGCCAUUAUCUUCUGCCAUUUUACAAAUUAAGAAAGAUGAAAUGGACCAAAAUGAUAGAAUGGGCAUCGUUAAGAGACCAAACUUGGUAGGGAAAGUGACUAAAUUGAUUUACGAAACUGUCACGAAAUCAUUGUCUAAUGAAAGAUUCCCAUUGACUUUGGGUGGUGAUCAUUCCAUUGCCAUGGGGACUGUGUCUGCUGUGAUCGAUAAAUUCCCCGAUGCGGGGUUGCUUUGGAUUGAUGCACAUGCAGAUAUUAAUACUUUAACUUCCACUGAUUCAGGGAAUUUACAUGGAUGUCCCGUUAGUUUCUUAAUGGGGUUGAAUGAUAAGAAGAUGGUUCCCGAGUCUAUGGAAUGGAUUCCAGGAAAUUUAAAACCAAACAAAAUCGCUUAUAUUGGAUUAAGAGAUAUUGAUGAAGGUGAAAAGAAAAUUUUGAAAAAUCUAGGUAUAGCUGCAUUUUCCAUGUAUCAUGUGGAUAGACUCGGUAUUAAUGAAGUCAUUGAAAUGGCAAUGAGGGCUAUUCAUCCUGAAACUAAUGGCGACGGUCCAAUUAUGUGUUCCUACGAUGUAGAUGCUUUAGAUCCAUUAUAUGUACCUGCUACAGGAACUCCAGUAAGAGGUGGCUUGACAUUGAGAGAAGGUUUAUUUCUGGUGGAAAGAUUGGCUGAAACUGGGAACCUUGUAGGCUUAGAUAUCGUCGAGGUUAACCCAGAUUUGGCAUCCAAAGAUGAUCAUGUUUCUGAUACUAUCGCUACAAGUUGUUCAAUUGCAAGAUGUGCCUUAGGGGAAACUUUAUUGUGA
This is a messenger RNA of Naumovozyma dairenensis CBS 421, 981 nucleotides long. It is a transcript of the gene CAR1, whose product is annotated as arginase. The record is from RefSeq and is a predicted model, not a curated record. NCBI's taxonomy places the organism in Eukaryota, Fungi, Ascomycota, Saccharomycetes, Saccharomycetales, Saccharomycetaceae. Gene Ontology annotation, cellular component: nucleus; cytosol; cytoplasm. The transcript has a single exon. Bases 1 to 981 code for a protein of 326 amino acids. Gene Ontology annotation, molecular function: manganese ion binding; arginase activity.